AUGGAGUUUAUUAAUUAAAACAUUAAGCAAGAUGAAUUCCUACUAGUCAAUCUUAAAGGAAACUUUUAUGUGAUGGAGUAUUUAGAAGGAGAAGAUGAAUUUGGAUAAAAAUAAAUAUUAAAUAACGCUCAAUCUAAAGGAUUGGCCAUUUAUUAUAUCAAUGUAGUUCAAAAGCUGAGAGAAAAGUUUAACAAACAAAAGAUUUAAUAGCAAUUGUAAUCAAUUUUGAACCAGUAAAUAUAUUAUAAGUUAAUAGAAACGGAUGAGGCCAAUGAAAUGGCUAGAAUGAAUAUGUAUUCUGAUGAUUCAAGCGAAGAUCUUGGCAUAGAUGACUACACAGCAGCUGCAGAUGAAUCUUUUGACGCUAGCAAGUAGAUAACUUUUAAAAUAGCUGAAUAUGCAAAAAUAAGGGAAAUAUGUAAAAAUAUUGAUAUCUUUAUUGAAUCUCUGCUGAGUUAAGCAAUCACUGGAACUGAUAAUCCACACUUUUCUUCUACAAGUGGUUUUGUUAAAGAUUAAGAAAAUGAUGCACAUUGUUUGACAUAUUCUUAUGUUGACGAUUCUAUUUACAAUCUCUAUAUCCGUCUUGUAAAGCCAUAGGUUUUAGAUAAAAUAUUAGCAAAUCCUCUCAAAGUAAAUUUAAAUUUACUGCAUAUUGAUGAUGAAGGCUUUUCUAAGUCGCCUAGCUACAGCUAUUUUAAUGACAUAUAAAAUUCAUUUAGAAAAUUAAACAUCUAACUAGAAGUUAAAAACUUGUAACUUAAUAUUUAUUUCAAAAAAAGAAAAAAAGAAAGCAACUAAAACCCAAAAAAAUUCUUCCAAAAUUAUAUGAAUUACGUAAAGAAAGUCUUUAUAGAUAUGGAUUAGAUUUACACAAAACAGAUCUUGGAGAUAUAUGUGCAGUUUAAUGAUAGUCAAAGUUAAUAUUUAACAUAGCAUAUAAAUCAGUACAUGAGUAGUACUUUUCAGCAAGAUUGUCAAAAUUUAAGUAAUAAAUUUGAUAUAAAUAAAUACUAGAUUUAAGUUUUAUUGCAUAAUACACUCAACGCUGUCAUUCUAAAUGAUAUCAAAGUUAACUUAGUCAAUACCAAAUCAGAUCAGUUUAUUAAAAAAAUAUAUUACUCAAAUGAAUUAAAGUCAAAUUGGUUUUAGUUUUUAGGUUUAAAUAAUAAUAUUUCUUUUAUUCACACAUAAUAAUUUAAUGAUAGUAGUGACAUAAAAUACGUUAAAUACAAAUUUAAAACUCACAAAAAAAAUAAAAAAGAUGAAAAUCAUUAAAAUAAUGCAGUAAUGAAUUACUUGAACUAUUAAUAUAACAGUUAAAAUAAUUUAGAAUAUUUAAGCCAAUCUUCAAUGACAUCCCUAAGUGGCUUUUCAUCUGACAAUUAACUAUUCAAGCAGGAUUUUGAAAACUUUUCUUCCUUUGAAGAAUUAAAAAAAAAAUCUGGUGAGUUAUCAGGCGAAGAAUAAGAAUAUGCAAAUUUUUUGAGUAAAAAUAAAAAAAAUAAAAAUGUAAUUAGACACAAUAUUUUUGAUAUUUAUAAAAAUCUUAUUGAGACCCAUUUCAGAGAUUAGACAUUUGUAUUCUGUGCUUAUGAUACUCAUUCAAAGUAACUUCAAAGUAUAUCCAAAAAUACCUGUAUGCCUUUUAACAUCUAUGAAUUAAUCCAUGCAAAGACAUCCAUUAUGCUCUCUAUUUUAGCUUAUAAAUUGCAUGUUGCUGAGUUUAUUUCUUACAAACCAAACCUAUAUAUAUGGGAUUAAUAUUUAGAGUGA
This is a messenger RNA of Tetrahymena thermophila SB210, 1776 nucleotides long. RefSeq lists its product as hypothetical. The record is from RefSeq and is a predicted model, not a curated record. NCBI's taxonomy places the organism in Eukaryota, Ciliophora, Oligohymenophorea, Hymenostomatida, Tetrahymenidae. The transcript has 2 exons.